Molecule: messenger RNA, 1155 nt
Organism: Cryptococcus amylolentus CBS 6039
Lineage: Eukaryota; Fungi; Basidiomycota; Tremellomycetes; Tremellales; Cryptococcaceae
Exons: 5
Coding region: 167-886 (239 amino acids)
Source: RefSeq, a predicted model, not a curated record
CUCUCAUCUUGCUUUUAUUUAUUCCCUACCAGAUUUAUAGUGAACACCUGUCUCACUCCAGUCGCUCUCUACAACACCCCUCAGUUCCACGCCCGCACACCAAUCUCCCCCCUCUAUCCCCGCCGCCCCGCCUCUCCGCACCGCUUUCUUAACAACCAUCGAAAAAAUGUUCACCAAGACCUUUACCGCCCUCUCCCUCGCUGCUUUGGCCGCCAACGCCAUCAUCGCCCCCACCUCCCCCGACAGUUCCACCUCCGUCAAGGUCGGCGAGGAUAUUGAGGCGCUUUGGACUGUGGACUCUGUCGAUGACUGGAGCAACGUCGAGAUCCAGUUGAUGACUGGUUCCAACCUUGCUAUGGUUGCCCUUGCCACCGUCGCCACUGGUAUCGACGGUACUUCCGCUUCUUCUUACACCUUCACGGCGCCGGACGUCAGCCCUUACUCCAAAAUCUACUUCUUGCAGUUCACCAACGGCGGUGACAUGAGCAACGUUACUUGGACCACCCGAUUCACCAUUGCUGGCAGUGAUGGAUCUACCACCGACCCUACCAACACCACCGACUCUGUCGAGUGGGGUACUGGUACCCUCCUCACCACUAUCUCCAACUCCACCUCUUCCUCUACCGACUCUUCCUCUGCAUCUUCCUCUGCAUCUGCCUCGGCUUCGACAUCUUCUGUCGCUUCCGCCGCUGCCGACGUCGCGUCCACCUCUUCUGAGGCUGCGUCUAGCUCUGCGGCUUCUUCCGGCUCUUCCUCCUCCUCCACCGCCUCUGCUUCUUCCGCCAACGCUUCCUCCUCUUCGUCUACUUCUGCCGCUGGCAAGCUUGAGGUCGGUGUGGUCGCUGCCCUCUUGGGCGGUGUUGCUGCUCUUGCCUCUCUCUUCUAAGCUCCCGAGCUUGAAGGUUUGUGAGCAGGGAGAGAGCGCUGUGUAUGGGAGCGAGGGAAGAUCGCUGGAGAAACGUGCAUGGAUGGUGUAGGGGAGAUAAUGUGGACAUUGGAACGUGGUGUUUACGAGACUGGUCAUGUGAUAUUUGUUAUGCUGUCUGACAGAAUUCUUGGUCUAAUCCCUUCCCAUACUCUUUAACUUUCUGAUCGUACAUAGCAUUGGCUGCCUUCGUUGCUUCGUUUGAGCUUAUGCAAUUGUAUAAUUUCCGC